Molecule: messenger RNA, 2236 nt
Organism: Zychaea mexicana
Lineage: Eukaryota; Fungi; Mucoromycota; Mucoromycetes; Mucorales; Lichtheimiaceae
Product: ABC transporter transmembrane region 2-domain-containing protein
Exons: 10
Coding region: 147-2090 (647 amino acids)
Biological process (GO): very long-chain fatty acid catabolic process; long-chain fatty acid import into peroxisome; peroxisome organization
Cellular component (GO): peroxisomal membrane
Molecular function (GO): ATP hydrolysis activity; long-chain fatty acid transmembrane transporter activity; ATP binding
Source: RefSeq, a predicted model, not a curated record
GUGCUUCUUCUGAUAAUUGGUGGAAACACAAGAUGUAGAUUUAUGAUAAAGCAAGCGGUUUUCUGAUUAUUUCGUCUCAUUAUUUUUAUUUCGAGCCAAAAAAAAAAAAAUUGUACAUAACUCACAGGCCCAGUCAGCUAUAAGUUAUGCAGCAUCUCUUUCGGUCGAUCGCCACAACAGAUCCGACGUCGACAACAACGACACCGACGAGCGGAUUACCCAUGAUCGACUUGACACCAUCACCACAACAUCGCCAUGGUGGUGUCGACAACGAACUAACCAACAACAGCAAGUACAGCUUCGAUCGUGUCUUUCUAAACCGCUUUUAUCGUAUACUUCAAGUCCUCUUUCAAUCGGCCUCGAAUCAAGAUCGAUUCUAUUCACUCUCGCCCAAAGCCCGUCAGAAAUCACUGUUUUGGCUUUACAUUGCAUUCAUUGCACUUGCGAGUGGCGUUGAAGUUUUAUACUACUAUGUGGGCUUAACGUCAAGUCGAUUCUAUGCCAUUUUGACCAGUCAAGAUUUGGGCGGUUUCACGCGAUUCAUUAUACCUUGUAUGCUGUUGGUGUUUGGAACAGCCGCGGGCAAGAGUCUGUUAUCGUACAUGGGCGGUCUGUUUUCACUCAAGGUUCGACGGAUAUUGACACAACACUUGCAUGAUUGCUAUAUCAAGCCAAAAACACUUUAUCCGGUUGUCACGAGUCCUGAUGCACCCGAUAAUCCAGACCAACGUAUAGCCCAAGAUAUUGAAAAGUUUGCCGAUGCAUUGCGCGAAAUAGUUGAAAACCUUAUAAUUUCGCCGGUCUUGGUUGCUUACUACACCUGGAAAUGCUGGUCCGUCACGGGAGCUCUAGGGCCCAUCAUGAUCUAUGGUUAUUUUGUCGUGGGUUCCGUCCUGAGUCAACUGCUCAUCAGACCCAUCGUGAACUCGGUGUUCUACAAGGAACUCGCAGAAGGAAAUUUCAGAUUUCUGCACGUGAGAUUGCGUCAAUUCGCAGAAGCUAUUGCGUUCUCGCGUGGCGAACGUGAGGAGCAUGCACGAGCAAAAGAGAGUUUGGAGACCCUCCUUAGAUACCAGCGACAAGUGAUCAACAAGGAGCUACCCUUACAUUUGUCGAAUGAAAGCUUUUCAUACUUUGGCUCUGUUCUGAGCUAUCUUAUUGUUGCUAUGCCGAUCUUUGCAGGUGCUUUUAAGGACAAGGAUGCUUCUGAACUUAGUGCAAUCAUUUCUCAGAACUCGUUUUUUUCCAUGUAUCUUAUCUUUAGAUUUACAACUAUUAUCGAACAGUCUGUCAAGUUAUCUGACCUGGCUGGUUAUUGUGCUCGUAUUGGAGAACUGCUAGAAGUAAUAGAUGACGUGGAUGAUGAGCUCAAUAACGUUGCAGUACAUCACCCCCGUAAUGAUAUUGAUGAGUACGAUUCAAGCACCAUCUUAUUUGAUAAUGUGCGACUAGUAUCACCACAGGGAAAACUGCUUGUUUCUGAAUUCAAUUUAGAAGUGUCGAGCACCGAUCGUGUGGUAAUCGUUGGACCUAAUGGAAGUGGCAAGUCAUCUCUACUACGUGCCUUAGCUGGACUAUGGCAAUGCAACUCGGGUCGCAUCCAUGUUCCAAAGGAUAUCUUUGGAACUGACUUUGUAUUCUUGCCUCAAAUACCAUACCUUAUUGACGGAUCAUUACGUGAACAAAUCUUGUACCCAAACAACUCAUCCACUAUCGCCUUGACAGAUAAUCAAAUUCGCGAAUUGUUACAUCAAGUCGAGCUCGAGCAUUUGGAAAGUAUGCUCGGAUCCUUUGAUGCUCGGUACGGAGAAGAGUGGCAAAAGAUGUUGUCUCCUGGUGAGCAACAGCGUUUGAUGUUUACGCGUAUUCUAUACUGGCAGCCUCGUUUUGCAGUUCUUGACGAGGCAACUAGCGCCAUGGAUAUCAAUGCUGAAACCCAUCUUUACAGUCUUCUUGCUGGAAUGGACAUUGCCAUUAUCAGUAUCAGUCACCACCCGCAGAUUGUUAAUUACCACAAUAAGAUUGUAACACUAGACGGACGAGGCGGAUUUACAGUAGAUGAGACAACCCCCUCCUCACCAAAGCAAUGAUUACCAUAACAUAUAUUCAUAUAUCUUUUUCUUUUUGUGUGUUCUGUUUUAAUAUAUAUAAUUUGAUAUAUAUAUUUGAGAGAGAAACUUAUUCUUUUUUUCUGGUUUUAUAUAUAUGAACGUCUCGCGAAAAGAAGCGAUAGAGA